Lactuca virosa is the source of this 746-nucleotide messenger RNA. NCBI's taxonomy places the organism in Eukaryota, Viridiplantae, Streptophyta, Magnoliopsida, Asterales, Asteraceae. The record is from the annotation of a GenBank genome assembly.
AUGACAUCUCCCAACUCUUCUGCAUCAAGUUUCACCACCCAAUCCACCUCGCAGACUCCAGCCGCUGCCAAAGGAGCUGAAGAAAACAUGGCUAUGAUGGCUGGAUUCAUGAACUUCUACAAUGCCUUUGUUGCUGGUUCUCAUCUAAACUCGUGUGGAUCAAGUAGGGAUGAUGAAGAAGAAGUGAUCAUUCCUGAACCUAUCAUGCCAUUGAUACUGCAGGAUGAAUCUACAAACUUGAAUGGUGGCACUCCGGAACCCCAACCAGCAGAUGAUGACUCACCUGCUGAAUAUUUAAAAAAUGGUGACGAUUCACCAGUUCUGGAAGAAAAUGUCGCCUCUACUGACAAUGUCACCUCUGACUCUGCAGAAACUUUUGAUUCUACUUUUAUGGAUUUUCUCUUUCCUGGGAGAAUCCCUGAUGACAUGGUCGCUCUCAUCUUCAUAUUCAUCAUUCUGUUAGCACACCCCAUGCAUCCACAAUCUGACGCGGCUAUGUUAACUUCACGCCAAUUAUUUCAAGACCCCCGUUAUCCACCAUGUCUAUGCUGUCAAACAGAUGCUCCACCGCCACCCCAUUGCUAUUGUGCAUGCUAUGUGACUAUUUCAGAAAAGCCGUAAUGAUCUACAAAAUCAAUAGAAAUAAGUCAAAAAGUCAUGUUCAUAAUAUACAUGUUUAAGCAACGAAUGAUAUAUAAUAUAGUUUACGGAAAAUCUUUGAAAGAAUAUGCUGAAUAAUGUAUGUG